Messenger RNA from Helianthus annuus (common sunflower), 1806 nucleotides. Its product is annotated as tRNA pseudouridine synthase Pus10. Gene Ontology annotation, biological process: tRNA pseudouridine synthesis. NCBI's taxonomy places the organism in Eukaryota, Viridiplantae, Streptophyta, Magnoliopsida, Asterales, Asteraceae. The coding region runs from base 95 to 1642 and encodes 515 amino acids. Gene Ontology annotation, molecular function: RNA binding; pseudouridine synthase activity. The record is from RefSeq and is a predicted model, not a curated record. The transcript has 15 exons.
GGGGGUUUUAGAAGCUAAAACAAACAUUUGACCUUUCCACCUCUAUAAACCUCGCCGCUCGCUUUGAUUUAAAGGUAAAACCCCCCAAACAACAAUGGCCGAUGCUCACGUCACCACUCCGAUGGCUGACGACAGCAAUCCGGCCGCCGUAGUCGACGAGACGAAGCUUCUAGAGUACGCCGUUCAGGAACUGCCUGCUGACGCCGUUAAAGAAUUGAUUACGCACGAGGUGUGCGUGCGAUGCAUCUUUCGUCUGUUCAACAUCCACGAGGGUAUUUAUGCUUUGAUCUCCCCAACAACACUAUAUUCCGUUAUUAAAAAGCCAAUAGAGGUGGAAGCCGUGACAACUAAUAGUUCUCAGACGUCAGAAGUGAAGUCAAACAUUUGUUCAAUUUGCUUAGGUGUCAUGCAAUUUAGUUAUCGUGAUCAAAGAGAUGUAUUGGUGGAGAAGGAUCAUGCUGCGGAUUUUGCAACGCUAGUUGCUGAAAGUGUUAAAGAGAAGUACGAUGAAAUUGCCAGCUUUACUCUUGAAGUCUCGUUGCCAACACUUAUCACCGAAAAUGAAUCGGUUAUUCUGUCGUAUAUGAAAGAGAAGUACGCUUCUGAAGUUUGGUUUCAAGAGAAAUUCUCAUUUGAACGUAUUAUUUCAGUAAAGGAUGCACUCAAACAAUCUAUAACACAUUCCCUUGAAACAUUAUUGGGUGUAAAAUCUAGUGUUAGUGAUUUUCGCAUCCGUUUGACAUACGAGCAUGUUGAUUCGACAUCUGCUGAAAACAGGACGGGGAAAAACCAAUGCAACAAGAGAAUAAAAUCAGAUAAUGGAUUUGCAAAACAUACCAAUGAGACGGCGCAGAUAAUGGAUUUGAAAAAGGUUGGUCAACCUUGUCACAUGACAUUGACUUGUUCUGCCGCACCUGUCUACAUCGGUGGUCGAUAUUUGAAGUUGUCACGAAAUGUGAGUCAGACGCGUUGGAUAAUCGAUGAUGAAAGGAAGGGAGAGGCAUCUGUAGAGGAACUUAUUGGUGAAAACAUUCUUCCCAUGUGUAAAGGUGAAGGCUACAAGUUUCAUGCUGCAGGGAGAGAGGAUAUAGAUGUAAGGAUGUUGGGUUCAGGAAGACCGUUUUUGAUCGAGAUACAAAAUGCACGUCAUCUUCCUUCUGAGGCGUCCGUUAAGGAAAUGGAAAAGAAGAUAAAUAAUCUUGAAAGUAAUCUGGUUAGAGUGAAACAUCUCCAGAUUUUGGGGAGUCAAGGUUGGAGCUUAAUGCGUGAAGGAGAAACCGAAAAACAGAAACAAUAUGCUGCUUUGGUAUGGAUAUCUCGCUCUAUUAACGAUAACGAUCUUGAAGCAGUGUCAUCGCUUAAGGACUUGAAAGUUUUGCAGAGAACACCAAUACGGGUACUUCAUCGUCGAAGUCCUUUAGACCGUGAAAAGAUUAUACAUUGGAUGAAAAUUGAGAAAAUUGGCGGGAGUUCUCAAUAUUUUCUACUUCAUCUAUGCACACAGGCUGGCACUUACAUCAAGGAAUUCGUUCACGGAGAUCUUGGACGUACCCAUCCUAGCAUUGGGUCUAUUCUUGGGUGCAGGGCAGAAAUUUUGCAACUUGAUGUGACAGAUGUGAAAAUGGAUAUCCUAAACGAAUAAGUCUUCUUUUUAGUUUUAUUUAUUUACUGUUUUUGCAGAUUUUUAGUGGAUAUUAUAAUAUUAUGUAACGAUUUGUAGCAAGCUCAUGUUUAAUUUUUGUAUCCUGUUUUAUGUAACAUUUACAGACACAAUUUUCAUAAAAUUUAUUAUCCUUCAUGGGUUAA